CGUUCGAGGAAUUAUUAGCAACUGAUGAAAAAAUAUCAUUUACCGAAAAAGUAGAAGCUAAUGAAAUGAUAAAUCAAUUACAUGACCAAUGUAAAAACAUUCAAGCGAAGAUAAGACCAUAUAUUGCUGCUGUCACAGAUGAAAGUCUUCUUGAGGAACUGUUAACAUUAAAUGAUAAUUUAUCAAAUGCAUUCCAAAAAUAUGAAAAAAUUUACAAUAAUCACGAGAUUUUCCAAAAUCCAAAACCGAUUACAUCAGUGGCGGACAUUACUACCGAAUCAAAUGACGACGAUCACGAUAAUAUUAUUACUACUAUUGAAACUUCUCCAAUAACUAUAGUUACAUCGCCAACUUCACCAUCUGUAACGUCACCAACUUUUUCAAUCGGUGAUUCUGACGAUGAUGGUGAUUUCGAUAAUAUAGCUUUAUCUGAAGGAAGUUUAUCAUCAAAGAAAAUUCCACCUUCAUUAAAAAUUGAAUCGCUUUUGGCUUCUGAUAUUGACAUACAUAGUCAAAAAAGUCCUAAAAGUCCACUCGAAGAAAUGAAUAAAUUAUUGGAAGUUGAAGAAGGUCAAGUAUUAAGAAAGGCGAGAGAAGUAUUUGAACAGGAUAUUGAAGAAACGGAAUCCAGUCCUUUAGAUCAAUUAAGUGGUGAAGAAUUGAAACUACAGGCAAGUAUUAAAAGUUUAUUAAGCUUAGAAAAAUUUGAAUUAUCAAUGAUUCAAAUUUUAAACUUAAACAGCUUAUGA
Messenger RNA from Funneliformis mosseae, 749 nucleotides. NCBI's taxonomy places the organism in Eukaryota, Fungi, Glomeromycota, Glomeromycetes, Glomerales, Glomeraceae. The record is from the annotation of a GenBank genome assembly.